Molecule: messenger RNA, 886 nt
Organism: Saprolegnia diclina VS20
Lineage: Eukaryota; Oomycota; Saprolegniomycetes; Saprolegniales; Saprolegniaceae
Exons: 1
Coding region: 49-708 (219 amino acids)
Molecular function (GO): protein binding
Source: RefSeq, a predicted model, not a curated record
CAAGGACAUAUUAACUUUACUCGGACGCUCACAUUCUCUUUGGAUCCCAUGGCGACGACAAGUUCUACGCACGUGCCCCGGACGCUGUGGUACGCGGCCAAGACGGGCGACCUCACGCUUCUCCGAACGCUUGUCGAAGUCGAGAGCGAGCAUUUCGACGCUGAGGACGCCGAGUUUAAGACGCCCUUUUACUAUGGCUGCUCGUGCGACCACCCGCAUGUGCUCAAGUAUCUCCACGAGCUCUACGCUGCGAACGGCCUGGCGCUCUCCAAGGACCAGCUCCAGUGGUGCGAUGUGAGCUGCCUCAUGCCGGACGUGCGCGCGUUCCUUCAAGGCAAGACGACGAUCGACCAAGUGAUUGCGGACCGCGACCUCGAGGUGCGCUGGGCGGCCAUGAGUAUUUGGGACGCUGCCGCCGAAGGGCACCUGAAGAAGCUCCGGGAGCUUGCAUCCACCGACCCAGCAAUCGUCACAAGCGAAAACACCAGUGGGCAGAGCCCGUUGCAGGUCGCCGUCGCCACCAACCAAAUCGCGGCGGCGGGGUACCUCUUGCCAUUGACAAAGGCAGCGAUGGAGGGCGACGCGUUCGAUGCGCUGAUCACGCGCUUGGUCGCGCAAACAUCGGUCGACAUGAUGCUUCAAGUCCUCGCGGGCAAAGCGACGAUGAAGGACAUCAUGAUGUACCAGCGCCGCCUCGCCAUUCGAUAAACCUACGUCGUCCAUCCGCUGAUCCCAACACAACAAGCUUGUUUUCCCAACUGUGAGCUUGGACGAUGCGUGGAUAUUGUCUGAUACGAAGACGACGAUAUAUCGAAAUGAGCCAAUUCAACGCGUUUUAUUGGACAACUUACAGUGCAUGUGUGUUGGUUCAACACGUAAACACAUA